This is a messenger RNA of Punctularia strigosozonata HHB-11173 SS5, 1145 nucleotides long. Its product is annotated as acyl-CoA N-acyltransferase. Gene Ontology annotation, molecular function: protein-N-terminal-alanine acetyltransferase activity; protein N-terminal-serine acetyltransferase activity. NCBI's taxonomy places the organism in Eukaryota, Fungi, Basidiomycota, Agaricomycetes, Corticiales, Punctulariaceae. The coding region runs from base 232 to 1026 and encodes 264 amino acids. The transcript is spliced from 2 exons. The record is from RefSeq and is a predicted model, not a curated record.
AUGCUAUUGCCUACGAGCACACGCCUGAGUCUUUCGGGCCUGCAACCAGGAGGGCCCGUCGCAGUCGGUGAGAAUAAUGAGUCAUAAAUCAAAUGAGCGCAAUCGUAACAGACGGGCGCGCGCAGUACAGUGCAACGGAUUUGAAUAUCUCCAUCUGCCCCCGGUUUCGAUAUCCUCGCGCCGACAACGCCUGUCAGGUAGUAUUCAUACUACUGACAUAUCCCUCAUACGAUGUCCUGGACGAAUUCGUUUCAGCCUCCACCACUACCAGAUGCAUCCGCGCUGUGGGGUCCCGAUCCUUAUGACCUCAACUUCGCCUUCCCUAUCCACUCCUCCACGCUCCAGAACGCCCUCGUGGCCAUCGUCCCCUUCAUCCCCCGCGUCCACGCCGAGGCAAUCUACAACGCCUUCGGUUCCGACGCUGACAAGGCUAAGCUCUUCAAGUACUUACCAUGGAGCUUCCCCAACCUCGAGACGAUGCUGGGAUUGCUCGAAGUGGCGGUCAGGCGCGACCCGGGCGGGUGCUUGUUCGCGGUCAUCGACAAGACCGCGCCGGGGCCCUUCGCGUUCGCGGAGGACGGGCAGGGCAGCGGUGCGCUGGCAGGCAUCAUCGGCAUCAUCAACGGCUCUCCCCUGCAGCUGACCGCCGAGCUCGGAGCGUUGACGAUCCUGCCUGGAUACCAAGGAACGCACGUCGCGAGGAACGCGGUCGGCUUGAUGCUGCAGUACUGCCUGGAGUUGCCCACGGCGGAGAAGGCUGGAUUGGGCUUAAGGAGGGUCGAGUGGUUUGCCCAUCAGGAUAACGUCCCCAGUAGGAAGACGGCGGAGAAGAUGGGGUUCGUUGAGGAAGGCCUGACGAGGUGGAGCUGGGUUCUGCCCCCGGAUAAGGAAGGCCUCGACGUACGAUCGGGGGAUCCAAAAGAGGAUGGAAAGGGUCGGCACAGUGUGGUGUAUUCUCUGUGCUGGGACGACUGGGAGGGCGGAGCAAGAGAGAGGGUGCAGUCGGUCUUGGAAAGUAAGAAAUAAGUCUGUCGAUGCGGUACAAUAGGAUUAGCUACGCCUCCGAGUAAUUGGUCGCUCAGGUACUUACAGGCCGUCUCGAAUUCUCUGCGUAUGUUACCGCCCCCAUCCAUUCAAGUCUUCGC